UGCUCGAGAGCUCUCUCGUUGGGCCCCAAAUUAACGAUUCGAAAAUUAGGGCUCGCACUUUUCCUCAAUUCAAUCCGAUAUUGCAACUAGUCUUCCAGAUCAUCGAUCGAAUUCGACUACGAGCAAAUUCACUUCCGCUCUCCAUCUCUGAACAUCGAUCCUUGAAAGCUUGAGCAUUGGGAGGGAUCUUGCGUCUUCAAUCAAAAUCAAGUCGCCGAUCGGGUUGGCGACCCCAAUGGCGAUAAUCGGCGAUGCGCUGCGCCAAGCGUUCAUGCCGAAGCACGAGUACGAGAGCCUCCGCGACGAGGACAAGGCGUGGCUCAAGCUCCAAAGGCCUGCUCUGCUGAUCCUGAUUUCUGCGGUUUGCGGUCUGAUCUUGGUGUGCACGAUCAUUAGCUUGAACAUACUGUUUCCUGGAGACGAUAGCGUGAAGAGACCGUUCUGCGGCGACCGGAGGGUAUUGCCUCUGUCGAUCAGCGAGAAAGGCGGGGCCGCCGAGUCGUUCCCGGGCGCGUUCUACUUGACAGAUGCGCAGACGGUUGAUUAUUAUUGGAUGGUCGUGUUCGUUCCUUCAAUGAUCAUUUUCGCGGUUUCCGCUGUUUACCUUGUUGCAGGAAUCAUCAUCGCUUACUCUGCUCCAACAAGGCAUGCGUGCUUGAAAGUGGUCGAGAAUAAUUACUGUGCUUCGAGGAGGGGUGGGGUCCGGUGUCUUUCUAUUCUCAAUGUCGUCUUUGCUAUUGUAUUUGGCCUUCUUGCGAUAUUUCUUGGUUCAAGCCUCCUCACAUUAGGCAGCAGCUGUUCGGUGCCCUUGUUUUGGUGCUAUGAAAUAUCAACUUGGGGGCUUGUCAUCUUAUACGGAGGGACUGCCUUUUUCCUGAGAAGGAAAGCGGCCGUUAUCCUCGAUGGAGGAGAAUAUGGUAGUCGGACCCUGGGUCUCGAAAUGCUCGAAGCUAAUCCAUUGGAAGUCACUCCCGAUGUGGAAAGACGUGUCAAUGAAGGGUUCAAAACAUGGAUGGGAUCAUCCCUCUUGUCCUCCGAUGAAGAGGAUGAGCCGGAAAGCUACAUGGAAGUGCCUCAACCAAAUCUCACUGGCUUCAACGGGCAAAGAGUGUGACUUCGGAAAGAAGAGUUGCCUAGAUUGAGACUCGAUAGCAUUUGCAUGUUAUCCCGGACCACUGCAGAGCAUCAUCUUGCUGAAAGAAAUUGCAACUGAUGAACGACGUGUCUUAGAUUACAUAAGUUUCGGCAAUCUUCGGCCAACUGAGGUCUCGUCUCUGACGUCUGGCUCUGACCUACACCCUGGGUAAUCCUCAUAGCUUGUGAAUAAUGAACGAUUUUUUGCCCUCUCAUUUGGAAAUAGUCUACCCACACGGUAAAGCAGUAAAGGAAGCACUUUUUUGCUGAUGGCUUCUGCACUUAAUUCAUGUUAAGAGUUUUUUUAGGGACAGAUAGAAAUGAAACGCUGUGUAGUUUAUGAC
Messenger RNA from Rhodamnia argentea, 1478 nucleotides. RefSeq lists its product as uncharacterized. Lineage: Eukaryota; Viridiplantae; Streptophyta; Magnoliopsida; Myrtales; Myrtaceae. The record is from RefSeq and is a predicted model, not a curated record. Bases 236 to 1114 code for a protein of 292 amino acids. The transcript is spliced from 3 exons.